Molecule: messenger RNA, 6229 nt
Organism: Globicephala melas (long-finned pilot whale)
Lineage: Eukaryota; Metazoa; Chordata; Mammalia; Artiodactyla; Delphinidae
Gene: SLC12A5
Product: solute carrier family 12 member 5
Biological process (GO): chemical synaptic transmission; chloride transmembrane transport; cell volume homeostasis
Cellular component (GO): plasma membrane
Molecular function (GO): potassium:chloride symporter activity
Source: RefSeq, a predicted model, not a curated record
CCUCUCCAUCCCACCCGCGCAAGCCCCCAGUUUUCGUGCGAGGGGGCCUCCAAGAGCGCACUGCCCGCCCCUCGUCCCCUCUUCUUUCUCCCUCCCGCGCUCCCCCCCGCAAAACCCCGCCAGUGGCUCAUGCCUCCUGCAUACGGGAUGAGGCGAGCAGCGCCGCCGCUGAGAGGGGGCGCGCGCGGGUGUGAGCGUGUGUCCGUGUGCGAGUGUGUGUGCGCCGGGCGGGCGGGCACUGCAGCUUCUUCCUCCGUGGAGCAGAGAGCGAGAGAGAGCUAGAGCGAGCGAGAGAGCGGCGGAGGCAGGCAGAGGGGCGCGGGUGAGGCGCCGCAGCCAUCCCCGGGCCCGGCGCCGCGCCGCCACCAUGCUAAACAACCUGACGGACUGCGAGGACGGCGAUGGGGGAGCCAACCCUGGUGAUGGCAACCCCAAGGAGAGCAGCCCCUUCAUCAACAGCACCGACACAGAGAAGGGGAAGGAGUAUGAUGGCAAGAACAUGGCCCUGUUUGAGGAGGAGAUGGACACCAGCCCCAUGGUGUCCUCCCUGCUCAGUGGCCUGGCCAACUACACCAACCUGCCUCAGGGAAGUAGGGAGCACGAAGAGGCAGAAAACAAUGAGGGUGGAAAAAAGAAGCCGGUGCAGGCCCCCCGCAUGGGCACCUUCAUGGGCGUGUACCUACCGUGCCUGCAGAACAUCUUUGGUGUCAUCCUCUUCUUGCGGCUCACUUGGGUGGUGGGCAUCGCGGGCAUCAUGGAGUCCUUCUGCAUGGUCUUCAUCUGCUGCUCCUGUACGAUGCUCACGGCCAUUUCCAUGAGUGCAAUUGCAACCAAUGGUGUUGUGCCUGCUGGCGGCUCCUACUACAUGAUUUCCAGGUCUCUGGGUCCAGAGUUUGGGGGCGCUGUGGGCCUCUGCUUCUACCUGGGCACUACGUUUGCUGGGGCCAUGUACAUCCUGGGCACCAUCGAAAUCCUGCUGGCUUACCUCUUCCCAGCUAUGGCCAUUUUCAAGGCAGAAGAUGCCAGUGGGGAGGCGGCAGCCAUGCUGAACAAUAUGCGUGUGUAUGGCACCUGCGUGCUCACCUGCAUGGCCACCGUGGUAUUUGUGGGAGUCAAGUAUGUCAACAAGUUUGCCCUUGUCUUCCUGGGUUGUGUCAUCCUCUCCAUCCUGGCCAUCUAUGCCGGGGUCAUCAAAUCUGCCUUUGACCCACCCAACUUCCCGAUCUGCCUCCUGGGGAACCGCACGCUGUCUCGCCAUGGCUUUGAUGUCUGUGCCAAGCUGGCUUGGGAAGGAAAUGAGACAGUGACCACACGGCUCUGGGGCCUUUUCUGCUCCUCCCGAUUCCUCAACGCCACCUGUGAUGAGUACUUCACCCGAAACAAUGUCACGGAGAUCCAGGGCAUUCCUGGCGCUGCCAGUGGCCUCAUCAAAGAGAACCUCUGGAGCUCCUACCUGACCAAGGGGGUGAUUGUGGAAAGGCGUGGGAUGCCCUCGGUGGGCCUGGGAGAUGGUACCCCUGUCGACAUGGACCAUCCCUAUGUCUUCAGCGAUAUGACCUCCUACUUCACCCUGCUGGUUGGCAUCUACUUCCCCUCGGUCACAGGGAUCAUGGCUGGUUCUAACCGCUCUGGUGACCUGCGGGACGCCCAGAAGUCAAUUCCCACUGGCACCAUCCUGGCCAUCGCCACCACCUCCGCUGUCUACAUCAGCUCCGUUGUUCUGUUUGGGGCCUGCAUCGAGGGGGUCGUCCUUCGGGACAAGUUUGGCGAAGCUGUGAAUGGCAACCUGGUGGUGGGCACCCUGGCCUGGCCGUCCCCCUGGGUUAUCGUCAUUGGAUCCUUCUUCUCCACCUGCGGGGCUGGGCUGCAGAGCCUCACGGGGGCUCCACGCCUGCUGCAGGCCAUCUCCCGCGAUGGCAUAGUGCCCUUCCUGCAGGUUUUCGGCCACGGCAAAGCCAACGGAGAGCCAACGUGGGCCUUGCUUCUCACCGCCUGCAUCUGCGAGAUUGGCAUCCUCAUUGCGUCCCUGGACGAGGUCGCCCCCAUCCUCUCUAUGUUCUUUCUGAUGUGCUACAUGUUUGUGAACCUGGCCUGUGCGGUACAGACGCUGCUGAGGACGCCCAACUGGCGGCCACGCUUUCGCUAUUACCACUGGACACUCUCGUUCCUGGGCAUGAGCCUCUGCCUGGCCCUCAUGUUCAUCUGCUCCUGGUAUUAUGCCUUGGUGGCCAUGCUCAUUGCUGGGCUCAUCUACAAGUAUAUCGAGUACCGUGGGGCGGAGAAGGAGUGGGGCGAUGGCAUCCGAGGCCUGUCUCUCAGUGCGGCUCGCUACGCCCUGUUACGCCUAGAGGAAGGGCCCCCGCACACCAAGAACUGGAGGCCACAGCUGCUGGUGCUGGUGCGUGUGGACCAAGACCAGAACGUGGCACAUCCACAGCUGCUCUCGCUGACCUCCCAGCUCAAGGCAGGGAAGGGCCUGACCAUUGUGGGCUCUGUCCUUGAGGGCACCUUUCUGGACAACCAUCCCCAGGCCCAGCGGGCGGAGGAGUCCAUCCGGCGCCUGAUGGAGGCAGAGAAGGUGAAGGGCUUCUGCCAGGUAGUGAUCUCCUCCAACCUGCGAGAUGGCGUGUCCCACCUGAUUCAGUCCGGGGGCCUCGGGGGGCUGCAGCACAACACCGUGCUUGUUGGCUGGCCCCGAAACUGGCGGCAGAAGGAAGCUCAUCAGACGUGGAGGAACUUCAUUGAGCUGGUCCGGGAAACCACGGCCGGUCACCUGGCUCUGCUGGUCACCAAGAACGUUUCCAUGUUUCCUGGUAACCCGGAGCGCUUCUCGGAGGGCAGCAUCGACGUCUGGUGGAUUGUGCACGACGGCGGCAUGCUCAUGCUGCUGCCCUUCCUGCUGCGGCACCACAAGGUCUGGCGGAAGUGCAAGAUGCGAAUCUUCACUGUGGCCCAGAUGGACGACAAUAGCAUCCAGAUGAAGAAGGAUUUGACCACAUUUCUGUACCAUUUACGUAUCACCGCGGAGGUCGAAGUGGUGGAGAUGCAUGAAAGCGACAUCUCGGCUUACACCUACGAGAAGACGCUGGUGAUGGAGCAGCGUUCCCAGAUCCUCAAGCAGAUGCAUUUAACCAAGAAUGAGCGGGAGAGGGAGAUCCAGAGUAUCACAGAUGAGUCUCGGGGCUCAAUCCGGAGAAAGAAUCCAGCCAACACUCGGCUUCGCCUCAACGUCCCAGAAGAGACAGCUGGUGACAGCGAGGAGAAGCCGGAAGAGGAGGUGCAGCUGAUCCAUGACCAGAGUGCUCCCAGCUGCCCCAGCAGCUCACCAUCCCCGGGGGAGGAGCCCGAACGGGAGGGCGAGGCAGAUCCAGAGAAAGUGCAUCUCACCUGGACCAAGGACAAAUCUGUGGCAGAGAAGAACAAGGGCCCCAGUCCUGUCUCCUCAGAGGGCAUCAAGGACUUCUUCAGCAUGAAGCCGGAGUGGGAGAACUUGAACCAGUCCAACGUGCGGCGCAUGCACACCGCUGUGCGGCUGAACGAGGUCAUCGUCAAGAAAUCCCGGGACGCCAAGCUUGUUUUGCUCAACAUGCCAGGGCCUCCCCGCAACCGCAACGGUGACGAAAAUUACAUGGAGUUCCUCGAGGUCCUCACCGAGCACCUGGACCGGGUGAUGCUGGUCCGCGGCGGCGGCCGCGAGGUCAUCACCAUCUACUCCUGAGAGCCAGGACCUGCCACCCGGGCCCGAGCGCGUCCGGCCCGCGCGGCCCCGGAGCCCUCGCCGCGCCCCCCGCCGCUGUCACCGUUUACAUACAGACCCUGUGCCCGCGCCCUGGCCCCCUUCCCCGCUGCCUGAAGCCCGGAGGCCACGUCGGUCGGGGCUGACUCGGAGAGGACCGCCCCGCGCGGAGACCAGAGCCCCGAGCGCCCCGUUGGCGCGUCGCCCUGUCGGCCCCGGCUGCCCUUUUUCUAAGCCCGGCCUCGCCCCGCCGGAGGAGACGCUGCAAUAAAGGUCGGAGGAGGCGCAGACAGGAGCGGAGCUGGGGCUUUGAGGACCCCCGGUAGUCCGCGCAGCCCUUUCCCUCUCUUCCCGCGCCCCGCCCCGUCCUCGCUCUGCACCCCUCCCCCGGCGGCCCGGAGGGCGCGGGGUGGGGAGGCUGCGCUCCGCCGUCUACGUCACUUGUCUUCGCGCGGCCGCAGGCGCCGGCCGGCCGAGCCUAUACAUAGUGUACAGGAGACAUCGCGUGUAUUUUUAACGUCCCCAUAUUUCUGUGACUAGAAGCGCAACGGACUUCUCUUCUCGCCACUGUUGAGCUCUCCCGCUGGGGGCGCCCAGGGAAGGCGGAGGCCUCGGGAGGCUGGGUUUUCCUUGACGUCCGAGAGUUUUGAGAGCAAAAGUGCUUUAGGCCCAGGCGGGAGUCGUGGUCCCUCGACACCCCCUCGACGUCUCCUCACCCUUUCCUCGCGCCCUUGGCUUCCGACCCUUCCCUCUAGUUCUUCUCGGAGACGAAGUGAGACAAGUGUCCAGCUUUUCCUGGAUUCGCCUCCCAGCGGAGUGAGCUUCCACUGUGGCUGCAGAGACGGGCGCAGCCUCUUCUCAUCGGCUCUUAUGCAAGCUGGGGCCAGGAUAGGGGAGGGGCGCUCCUCAAGGAAGAGAAACCGAGAGAGGCCCUCGCCCCACCGAGGAAGCCCCGCCCCGGUGCCUUCGCUGGGGGAGCAGGCGGCUCUCCUCAAUCGGCUUGUCGCCUGCUCCUCCUAUCCCAUGGCUCUUCGCCAAAGACUGAAAUCGGGGAGCUGGAGGGCGUCCCUUCCCCUGGAGUUUCCUCCCUGGGACAGAUGAGGGAGGCGGGGGCGGUUCUGGGUUGGGGGCCGGACUCACCGGGGAGGCCCCAGCGCUGUCCCUGAUGUUCCCUCCUCUGUGUCCAUCUGGCAGCUCUGGCCUCGGGGACCCAGCUGCCUUCUCCGCGUCCCGGGGCCCGGCCUCGCUGCCUCUAGCUGCGUCUCCCAGGCACCUGGGCGUGGGGGAGGGCUGGAGUCGCUAUGUGCUUUGUUCUUAGCGCCUCUCUGCCCUCCUCCAACUAGGAGCCAAGGCCUUUGGCUUCUCCAACACCAGUCCUUGGCGCUUCUGCUCCACCAGCCCGGUUGCAGGUGCCCUCUACCCUUAGGGAAACCGCAUUGGCCGGGCUCCCUUCCCCCAGGGCACCUUACUAAGGGCGGCAGGCACUGCAUGCUCGUUCCAGCGCCCUCUGGGACUGGGUACAGUACCUUCAGCCCCAGGGCCCUGAACUUUGCAUCUAGUUAGACAUCCUGCCCACCUCCCAGAGCUGAGGCUACUGGGUACUCCUGACCUCACCACCUCCUUUCCUUUGAGCCCAAGGCAGAGCUGGAGCUGGUGCCACCUAGACUGGGCCAGGUGUGGCUGGAGGUAGGUUUGGAUGUCUGCCGGUUAGGCCAAGGCCCCUCUGAAAUUUGAUCAGGGGGCUGGAUAGAUUCUUCCGGGUAGUAAUCAGAAGUCGGAGGUAUCAGACACCAGCACUCCCCACGCUCAUCCUCCAAAGAACCUCCCUCUGACAGACGCAGCUGGGUCUAGCCUUCUGGGGUCCUGAGCACUCCUGGGCUGAAGUGGUGGGCUAGGUAGAAGGGAAAGGGGGUAUAUUAACAUCAGUUAGGGAACCAAAGUUGCACUAUCUGGGCCUAGACUGUCUGGUUGGCAGGAGCAGUUUCGGUUGAUGAAAACAGACAUCCCACAACAAAACCCCAAGUUUUCUGUGCUACAUGUGCAAUAUUUGUUAUGAACGUUAUCACACGUCACUCAUCAAAUUAUCUUUAUAAUCAUGUAGCUAGAUGUUUCAUGUCCAUUCAAGUGACUUUUAUUCUGAGUGCAAUAUUUCAAUAGCCUUGUAGUGAUAACUAGUGUUGCUUUUGUUUUAGACGAUCUAUGUGCAGGGCAAUGCAAUGAAGUUGAAAACCCUUGUAAAUAGGAGAGGUUGCAAACCAAAUCAGGAGUAUUUAUUACUAUUAUUAGGCCUGCCUUUAACUUUCCAUGUGUUUCAGUAUUCCGCAUUCUGCCUCAGUAUUGAUCUUGUGUUCUCUGUGCCAAUAUGAAAAGGAGAGGGUUGGUUCUUUCCUUUAUUGUUGAAUGCUCCCAUUUAAUGCUUUAUAGCUUUUAUGUAUUAAUUUUUUAGACUCCCAUCUGCACAAAAUGCAAUAAAAAUAAUUUUAUUAUACCCUU